AUGGCGGAGGACAGUCGCCGUGGAUGGGAGGAGGACGAACGCGUCCCGGGAGCUCCUCAUCAAAACUUCGUGAUCAUGGAGGCGCUCGCGGAGAAGCUGAAAAUCUUAAACUGCGACCAGGACCUGUUGGAAAAACACAACAUGAAGCCCCUCUCCAGGCAUUACUUUGUGUCCAACCCUUACCUGGCGGCCAACCCGGGCGAGCAGUUUUACGUGUUCACCGUCAUGGCCGCCUGGCUCAUCAACAGCGCGGGCAGAAGCUUCACCAAACCUCGGGAGGAUGACGAGCCCGCCGCGACCGUAGCCAACAUCCUGGCCGAGCUCAGGGCGCUCGGUGUGAGGGUGGACUUCCCACCGUCCAAGCUGAAGUCCGGUUCGGGCGAGCAUGUGUGCUUCGUCUUGAACAUGCUGGCGGAACACGCACUCAGGAGGCGGGGAUUCUCCUUUCAAAAGCCCAACUACCCCACCGAAAGCACUGAAGAAGAAUCGUUGAUAGACGACCACGCGGAACCCGUACUCGAUAAUGUGGACCGCGUCGCCGAGGAGGACGAGGACGAUGAGGAGAACCUGGUGGACUUGGAGGCGCUGACCCUGCAGAGCACACGUCAAGAGGCGACGCCAAGCAAACCCGGCGAGAUCCUGAGCUCGGCGCUGGAUGUGGCCGAGUGGAACCUGGAGGUAGAAAGGGUCCUCCCCCUCCUUAAAGUCACCAUCAGGACCGACAACAAGGACUGGAGGAUCCACGUGGAGCAGAUGCACCGGCACCAGGGCGCCAUCAAGUCCUCGCUCCGUGAGGCUAAGGGCUACCUUGACAAGCUGGAGGAGGACAUCAGCAGGACGAUGGAGAAGGUGUCCAGUCGAGAGAAGUACCUGAACAAGCAGCUGGAAGGCGUCAUCGGCGAAUAUCGCGCUACCCAGGCCCAGCUCAGCGAGGUCAAGGAGCGCUACCGAGGCGCUAGCGGGGGCGUGGCCCAGAGGACACAACUCCUGGCCGAGCUGAGUGAAGAGUUGGAGAAGGUGAAGCAGGAGAUGGAGGAGCGAGGCAGUAGCAUGUCUGACGGAGCGGCGCUAGUAAAGAUCAAGCAAAGCGUCAGCAAGCUGAAGCAGGAAAUCAUGAGCACGGAUGUGCGUGCCGGCGUGGUAGCCCACAUGCUGCUGCACGCCAAACUAAAGCGCAAGUCCGACAUGAGCUUCCGCAUGCACGCCGCUGCUUGAGCGUGCAUGCACGGACGUUAUGUUGUGGGGAGACCUUGUUUGUAACGCAAUAAAAAAUCUCUCUUGAACCAAAA
Syngnathus typhle (broad-nosed pipefish) is the source of this 1289-nucleotide messenger RNA. RefSeq names its product intraflagellar transport 57 homolog (Chlamydomonas) (gene ift57). Lineage: Eukaryota; Metazoa; Chordata; Actinopteri; Syngnathiformes; Syngnathidae. The transcript is spliced from 11 exons. Bases 1 to 1215 code for a protein of 404 amino acids. The record is from RefSeq and is a predicted model, not a curated record. Gene Ontology annotation, cellular component: centrosome; intraciliary transport particle B; cilium. Gene Ontology annotation, biological process: non-motile cilium assembly; intraciliary transport.